Molecule: messenger RNA, 728 nt
Organism: Trichosurus vulpecula (common brushtail)
Lineage: Eukaryota; Metazoa; Chordata; Mammalia; Diprotodontia; Phalangeridae
Gene: CCL19
Product: C-C motif chemokine ligand 19
Exons: 4
Coding region: 117-410 (97 amino acids)
Biological process (GO): neutrophil chemotaxis; cellular response to type II interferon; positive regulation of GTPase activity
Cellular component (GO): extracellular region
Molecular function (GO): chemokine activity; CCR chemokine receptor binding
Source: RefSeq, a predicted model, not a curated record
ACUCACACUCACACUCAGGCUCACACACUCGCACACACUCUGGCCUCUGGCAGAGUCCUGUGGGUUUCUCCACAAUCCAAUCCACUGUUUGUUGGGAAAUCUGCUCAGAGGAUACCAUGAGACCUCUCCUGCUCCUCAGCCUGCUCCUUCUCUGCACCAUCGACCUAGCUUGGAGCGGUACCAACGACGCAGAGGACUGCUGCCUGUCUGUCACCAACCUCGUCAUCCCCCGCCACAUCGUGUGUACCUAUCGCCGUCUCAACCCAGAAAACGGCUGCCGGGUGCCCGCAGUAGUGUUCACUACACAAAGAGGUCACCAGCUCUGUGCUCCCCCUGACCGGCCCUGGGUGAAACGUCUCACCAAGAGACUGGAUAGACACAAUUUCCAGUACAACCGCAACUGCAGUUAGUUUAGACACCGGACGAGUUGAGGGAAGAAUCCGGAUAUCAGGAUGGAAGUAUUUGAUCCAGCAGCCAGUUUGAGAGGAGAUCAUGAUGCCCCAGGAUUGAUGAGGAAAGAAAACCCAGGAAUCUAGCCCUCAUCUCCAGCCUGGAACUGAGAUGGGGUUGCUGGGGGGGGGAGGGGAGAAUGGAGAGUAGUUUCUGAGGUGUGAGCUUGAGUGUGAGUGUCAGUACUUAAAGCUGUGCAAAACACACUCUGGGGCCAUUUAAUAUAGGAUUUGAUGCUGGAAGUGGAAUGACUUCAAAUAAAUCACUUUUGCCUUCCA